This is a messenger RNA of Insectozyma verbasci, 306 nucleotides long. The record is from the annotation of a GenBank genome assembly. Lineage: Eukaryota; Fungi; Ascomycota; Pichiomycetes; Serinales; Debaryomycetaceae.
AUGUCGGUGAUAAUUUCAUCAAAAUAUGAAAAUCAACCGCCCUUCACAACUGAAUUUAUAGAAUCACUAAUUAAUGAUAAUAAGCAAUUGGAACCAAAAGAAUUAGUUACAUUAAUUGGUGAAAAAUUGGAAUUAAAAUCAUCAAAACAUAAAUUUAUCAUUCAAUAUACUUUAAUUGAAAAAGAUGAUGAUAUAAACUUGUCAAUUAAUUCAGAUUUUGUUUCAAUUUGGGAUGAUUCAAAAGAUGGUUGUAUAACAUUACAAAUUAAUUUAUUGAUCAUCACUAUAUAUUGGUUAUCAAUUUAA